Molecule: messenger RNA, 753 nt
Organism: Octopus sinensis (East Asian common octopus)
Lineage: Eukaryota; Metazoa; Mollusca; Cephalopoda; Octopoda; Octopodidae
Product: phosphoglucomutase-2-like
Exons: 3
Coding region: 1-753 (250 amino acids)
Biological process (GO): purine ribonucleoside salvage; carbohydrate metabolic process
Molecular function (GO): phosphopentomutase activity; magnesium ion binding
Source: RefSeq, a predicted model, not a curated record
AUGAGCUCACCAUUAUCCAAAUUGCUCAGGUUGACUAUACACGCAAGGCUCUAUCAAACACACUCAAGUCGACCUUCAAAGAAGAAGUGCGAAGAAAAGUGGUGGUCGGGUUUGACGGCCGACACAACAGUAGAAGGUCCCGACAUUGCCGGACUGAGUAGAUAUGCUCACCUGGUGGUCAAUGUCUUACGAAACGCACAUGUGACUGUUUUCCUGUACAGUGAGUGUGUCCCCACUCCUCUCGUGGCUUUCGGGGUACGGCACUUGAAAUGUUGUUGUGGUGUGAUGAUCACUGCCUCACACAACCCCAAACAAGACAACGGCUUCAAGUUAUAUUGGGAAUACGGGGCACAGGAGACAUUGACGGGUUUCAAAUGGAUAGGCAACACCUGCAAUGAACUGAGCAGAAAAAACAACUCAGUUCUGUUCGCUUAUGAGGAAGCCAUUGGAUAUAUGUGCAACCCCAACAUUCCGGAUAAGGACGGAAUCAGUGCAGCAGUCCUCAUCGCCCAACUGACCGGAUACCUCACAGCUCACCAGAAGAAUCCAUUCCUGAGUACUCUCCUCGAACGUCUCUACAUGAAAUAUGGGAGACACCUCACCCGCAAUUCCUACUUACGUAUUCCCAAAAGUUCAUCGCAAAUGAUAACAUUUUAUUUCGACCACUCGCUGACUCCCACUCUUAAAGCGAGUGGGACGGAGCCUAAAAUCAAGUUUUAUAUUAAGAUUAUUGGUCCACCUUCACAAAACUAG